UUAAGUGCAGUUUUAAAAAUCUUCCACUUUGAAGCAGAUCAAAGAAUUGAAGAGCAAAAGUUUUCAGUAAAAUUAGUGUCUUGUGAAAUCAAGUGUCCUACUAGUCAGAGGGUAAAUCGCAAAGUGAAAUCUUGAAAAAGUGCACUGUUCAAUCUGAAACACCCUAAAAAAUCUCCCCCCAAAAAGAGCCAAACCUAAACAGAAGAAGAACCUGCCUCACCUGCCGUGUGGCCAACCCGGUGAUCGACCAUGGCGCGAGUACUGCAUAACGUGGUGGGGCUGAUAGGACUGCUAGCCAUCACAGUGCCAUUUGCCAGCGGGAUCCGCGUGUACUGGAACACGAACACCGGUCCGAUCGUGCCCCCCACGUCAACGCCCGCCCCGGUGCCCCAGCCACCCUUCCGGGAUCCGGCACCGGUGUGGGAGGACCAACGGGACGACGUGCCCAACCCCAAUCCCUACGUCUACAUCCUGCCCCCACCAUCCCGGCCCAAAUACAACGACAUCACUGCGCAACGCAAGCAGAACCAACAGGUGUACUCCACCGCAGCUCCGUCCCAGCCAAGCCCAACGACUCCGGCGCCAGUGACUCCAUCCGUCAACCAGACUCCAACGCAGGCACCCAACACUGGACGCAUCAUCGAACGACCCGUUCAAAACCAGAACAACCUCAGUCAGAACCAGCAGCAGCAGCAGCAGCAAUUAGUUCCUAGCUUAGCCGUCCAGUACGUGCCCAACCAGGGCCUGAAGUACUACGCCGUGGUGCCGGUCGUCCAGAACGGACUGGGAGGAGGAGCACCGGCACCGGGCAAGAGCGCUUACCUUAAGACGAACGAUGCCCAGCUGGGCAAGGAGUACGAGCGGUACCCGGAGAAACCCAACGGAAGGUACAACGCCAAGCUGAAGAAGUACAAGGCGUACGAAAAGGUGAAAUAUGUGCCGUACUACGUGUACUUUGAUGGAGCGAAGCAGCAAUACAUCUUGUCCAGUGUGGCGCCCAAAACGGCGUUGCCGACCAAGACCGCAUAAAUUGGACGCAGAGACCCACCAUCAAGAGGGGGGUUAUCAAACCAGCUUCAUGGACAGUAGCAUUUAUAGGAGGAGGAUGUGGUGUAAGUGGAAGAGGAAGACAGUGGACAAAAUGUGACGAAAUGAAAAUCAAACAAGUGAAUCUCGAAUGCAAAAUUUAAACCAUGUUUUGUGUGUUGAAGAGGAAAAAUGGGAAUUUCAACAGAAAGUGUUUUGAGGAAAAAAUGACGAAACUUUGAAAAACUGAAUCCAUUUAUUAGACGUUUAAGAUUUUUCAGAAUAUAUACAGUGAAAGAAGAACGAUGAAAAAUGACAGUGGAUCAGACAACGAGUGAAAUGUGGUAGGAAAGUGCCGAACCAGUGUAAAUUAGGUUAACAAAAAACAACUGUAAAUAAAUGAAAUCAAUAAAUUA
Culex pipiens pallens (northern house mosquito) is the source of this 1442-nucleotide messenger RNA. RefSeq lists its product as uncharacterized. The record is from RefSeq and is a predicted model, not a curated record. The coding region runs from base 250 to 1029 and encodes 259 amino acids. Lineage: Eukaryota; Metazoa; Arthropoda; Insecta; Diptera; Culicidae. The transcript has 4 exons.